Cokeromyces recurvatus is the source of this 1411-nucleotide messenger RNA. RefSeq names its product protein-tyrosine phosphatase-like protein. Gene Ontology annotation, cellular component: nucleus. The transcript has 4 exons. Gene Ontology annotation, molecular function: protein tyrosine phosphatase activity. Bases 41 to 1186 code for a protein of 381 amino acids. The record is from RefSeq and is a predicted model, not a curated record. Lineage: Eukaryota; Fungi; Mucoromycota; Mucoromycetes; Mucorales; Mucoraceae. Gene Ontology annotation, biological process: dephosphorylation.
UUCUUUCUUUCAUUUUUUUGGACUCUUUUUUAUUAUUAUUAUGACGUCAAAUAAACCUAUAUCGUUCACAACUACAAACGAAGGUAUUCAAACAAACAGACAACAACCAUCUAUACCUACCACCUCUACUUCAACUUUACCUGUCUUUUCUACCGCUUGUAAUACAACUGUCAAGAUCAUUCCUCCUAGAACAGCAAAAGAACCGAAAACAUCCACUAGUCAUCCCAUUAAUAUUAGUUGGGUCAUUCCUAUUGAUAUUUUGAAUUAUUUGUCGACUACAAAAGGAUUUCCCAAUAAUCUUGAUCUAUAUGAUUUUCUCGAUCCUAAUGUAAAAGAGAAAUGGCUUAAGCAUGAUGAACAACAAAAACAACUACAUUCAGAGUCAACGAAUCGACAUGGGAGAGGCAAUUUAUGCCUAAGUUCCUGUCCUGGUAAGAAAGUGAGAUUGACUGGACCUGUAGGUGGUAGAGCAGCUAUCAAUCGUGAUUUAGAUAUGGAUUUUGAACGUAUGAGAACGGUCGGGAUUACAAUGAUUAUUUGCUGUCUAGGCGAUGAUGAAUUAGCAUUCUUGGGCGCACCUUGGCCAAAAUAUAUCAAAUCAGCAAAAGAACAUGGUAUGGAAGUUAUAAGAUUACCCAUGUUGGAAGGACGUUGUCCGAAUACACUAUUUGAAGUGAAAGAGAUAGUGAAAAGAGUGAAUAUAGAAAUAUAUAAAGGAAACAAUGUACUAGCGCAUUGUAGAGGUGGUGUUGGUAGAGCUGGAUUAUUUGCAGGAUGUUGGUUAUUAGAAAACUUAUUAUGUAAAGAUGCAGAAAGGACAGUGGCAGUUUUAAGACAAAGACGAAGCUCAAAAGCAAUUGAAACUUAUAUUCAAGCAGAAUAUUUAAUUCGUUAUUCGAUCACUGUGAGGCAUCCAUUAGGGAUAUCAUCGAUGGUUACUGAAGGGGCAAUAGUACCCUUUGAAUUCGAAGUAGGCCCUCCUUCUCUAUCGCUUAUUGCCGAGCUGGAAAAAUUCAUAUUAACUCAUGAUUCAUCACAACAACAAAAUGAUGAAAUCAUAACUGCUACCACAGAGAUAUCACCACCGACUGUAAUCAUUCCCAACACUAUCUCUUCAGAUUCUUCUUCUUCUUCACCUACUCAAAUUCGUAAUACAGCAAAGUUAUUAUAUUCACCAAGAUAUUAACAAAAAGUAUCAUGCAUACAUCGUAUAUAAUACAAAAUCUUACUUUUUUCUAUUAUUAGUUUCAUAUAUAACAUGCCUUGUAUAAUAGAGAUUAAUAUAAUUACACCGUAUGACAUUUUUGAAUACUGAAUUAAAUAAAAAAAAGAAAAAAAAACUGUUAAAUUACAUGGUAAUUAUUAUCAAACUAUUUCAAAUGUUAGUAAGAAGAACAUUAGCCAGUAUCUU